Messenger RNA from Gossypium arboreum, 1536 nucleotides. RefSeq lists its product as uncharacterized. Lineage: Eukaryota; Viridiplantae; Streptophyta; Magnoliopsida; Malvales; Malvaceae. The coding region runs from base 501 to 1415 and encodes 304 amino acids. The record is from RefSeq and is a predicted model, not a curated record. The transcript has 4 exons.
UUCUUAUGAGAAGACUGUGGUUCAGUUUAGCAAAAAACAAAAAAACAAAAAACAGACGACUUCCCUCUACACGCGUUUGGUAUUCGAGAAAGUUGCCUCCCCUCGAGAAAAUUUUUUGACUCUGUUCCCUUUUAUUUUUUUCUCGAGAAAUAAUAAAAAAACAAACAUAUUAGCAAAAAGUUCAAAAGGAAAACCCUAACACAUAAUAAGCUUCCCAAAUGCACGGUCACAUCUACCUAUCUCGUUUAGCAUCUCCCUAGCGUCGUCGUUUUUCGUCUCUCCCGCCGAUCAGAUCAGGCUUCUCACCGGCGAGAGAUUGUCACUGUCUUUUCUCUACUGUUUAUUAUCACGAUUCCCAGGCCAAUGAAGGGGGAAAUGAGGGGGUUGCAUGAGGCAUAGCCUAUAGGUUUUUUAUUGAAGUUGCUUUUUUGGGACUUCAUUUCAGUUGUUGUUUGACAAAGUAAUGUUUAUUGAUACAACAUUGUGCCAUCAGUUCAGGAAUGAACCACCAUGACCUGCAGGCACAGAGAAGGGAGAUGAAGCACAAAGGAAGAAAUGUAGUCUGGUCAAUUGCAAUGGACAAGUGUCUAAUUGAAGCUCUGGCAGUUCAGGCUAAAAAUGGGAAUAAAAUUGACAAAUGCUUUAAUGAAAAUGCAUAUACUGCUGCUUGUAUUGCUGUGAAUUCUCGUUUUAAUUUGAACUUGAACAAUCAAAAAGUCAUUAAUCGCCUUAAGACAAUUAAGAAAAGGUACAAGGUAAUGAGGGAUAUGCUAAGUCAAGAUGGAUUUAGGUGGAAUCCAAAGACAAAGAUGAUCGAAUGUGACAGUGAAGAUCUAUGGAAAAGAUAUGUAGUGGCACAUCCCGAUGCAAAAGGAUUUCGUGGAAAGCAGAUUGAGAUGUAUGAUGAGCUAAAGAUUGUUUGCGGAAAUUAUCAAGCCCCGAGUCGUUGGGCUAAGAUGAAGGACGGAAGUCAUCCAAUGGGAUACAAGAAUUUUGAAGAGGAUUCUGCUUCUUUUGUAUCGCCAAGCUCAGAUGAUUUAAGUGAUACAGAUGGGACUGAGUCAUAUUCUGGGCAACCAGAGUAUUUACAUGAAGGUAGUCAAGAUCCUCCUGUAAUGGAACCACUGCGACAACUCCCAAAGCGGCCUCGUGAGUCGGAUGCUCUUCAGGAGGCAAUGUUGGCAGUGGCAUCCAGCAUUCGGCGGCUGGCUGAUGCAAUGGAUCAAAGUAAAACUACAAUCAAUCCCUCUGAAUUGCUACAGGCUGUUUUGGAGAUUGAUGGUCUGGAAGAAGCUAAACAGAUGUAUGCAUUCGAGUAUUUGAAUGCCGACCCUAUCAAAGCUAGGGCAUUCAUGACAUAUAAUGUUCGGAUGAGGAAGAUGUAUUUGUUUCGUAAGUUUUGGUGGUGGAAAUGAAUGACAGGUGCUGAAUUUCGAAAACCUUUUGGUAUAUGAUCUAUAUUAGAUGUUGACAAAUUGAACCUUAUUUCAUUGAUCAUUAGAAAUGAAUGUACAGAUUUCAUAUGUGAAGAAACAA